ACUUCAACUCCAAUUCAUUAAAAAUUGUAAACAUCUGUGGUGUUGAAAGAGUCGUCAUCGUCAUAUGUCAUAUGCUAGUUAUCUUGUUCCGGAAGUUAAGUUUAAUCGAUUUAAUUAUGAAUAUUAUAGCUGUUUCAAUAUAGUGAACAGUUGUCAAUAAUAAUAUUCUAGACAGGAAAAAAAUGUAAAACACACUUCUAUAUAUGGUUUCUACAGCAAUAUUUAGAAAAUUAUGACUUAAGACUUUCUCAGAAGUUACUCAUCACUUAUCAAUUACUUGAGGAAUUUUUCAGUUUUUCUAAUGGAAAAUACAGACAUGCCAAUUACCGUAAAAAUUAAUGACUGCUUGCCAGACAUAGCUUUAUGUCCCUUGAAUACAUCAAGUGCUUCAGACAGCACACUUGAAGGAGAACCCCUAAUAAAUAAAAUGGAUUCUGAACCAUGUUGCAGUGUGAAUAUUUUUCCUGAAGAUCUUGAAUUUACAGCCGUGAUUCGAGAAGCAGAACAUGCCAUUAUUCAUGGGGUUAUACCUGAGCGUAUAUACCAAGGUUCCAGUGGUAGUUAUUUUGUAAAGAAUGUAAGCAGUGUAAAAAUUGGAGUAUUUAAACCUAAAGAUGAAGAACCUUAUGGAAGAUUAAAUCCUAAAUGGACCAAAUGGAUGCAUAAAAUCUGUUGUCCUUGCUGCUUUGGUCGAAGUUGUUUAGUACCCAAUCAAGGUUAUCUAUCUGAAGCUGGAGCUUCCUUGGUAGAUCAAAAGCUUCAGCUGAAUAUUGUUCCAAAAACGAAAGUUGUCCGGCUAGUUAGCGAAUCUUUCAAUUAUUCUGCCAUCGACAAAGCUAAAUCGAGAACAAAGCGCAACAUAGUUGAAAAGUUCCCGCGAUAUCGUUGCCACUUUAAUCGCAUUGGCUUGCCUCCUAAAAUAGGAUCUUUUCAAUUGUUUGUAGAAGGUUAUCAAAAUGCUGAUUAUUGGUUGCGAAUUUUUGAUUCUGAGGCCCUGCCAGAAGAUUCGCAAAAGAAAUUCCAUUUACAGUUUGAAAGAUUAGUUGUCUUAGAUUACAUCAUUCGAAACACUGAUAGAGGAAAUGAUAAUUGGCUUGUAAAAUAUGUCAAGGUUAAUGAAGCAGGAGAUGGUAGUGGCAAAAUUCUAAAGCCUGAAAUCAAAAUAGCUGCCAUAGAUAAUGGUUUGGCUUUUCCAUUUAAACAUCCAGACUCUUGGAGGGCUUAUCCAUUCCAUUGGGCUUGGUUACCUAUGGCAAGAAUUCCUUUUUCAUCUGAAACGAGAGAUCUAAUUUUACCCCAGUUAUCUGAUAUGAAUUUUGUUCAAGAGUUGUGUGAUGACCUUUAUGAAUUGUUUAGUAUAGACAGAGGAUUCGACAGAAAUAUAUUUGAAAAGCAAAUGUCUGUAAUGAGAGGUCAGAUUUUGAAUUUGACUCAAGCUUUAAAGGAUGCAAAAUCUCCCCUUCAGUUAGUCCAAAUGCCAGCAGUGCUGAUUCAAAAAAGUCAAGGUAGGGAUAAAGGUAGAGCUAGAAGCUCAAGUGAAAAUUUUACUCAGACUUUUCAAAGUAAAUCUCCAUUUUUUUCCUGGUGUUGAAAAAUUUGCUAUUAGACCAUAAUAAAAUUAUAAAGUCUAUAACCCAAUUUUCUGCUAACAUUUCAACACUCUCAAUAUGAAAAAAUGUGACCUGAAUGAAAAUUGUGUCAUUGAUUUGUUUUCCUGAGAAAGUUAAGAUUGUGUCUAGACUUGUCCAUGUACAGAAUUCCUGUUUUGUUUUGCGCUUCUGUUUUAUGUUACACUGUUCCAUAAACUUGAUAUAACAUUCCAUUCAUUAUGUGCUAUACACUGAAUACAUUUACUACAGCCUGAUGAAAUAAACUUUUCAAUCAUGGUUUGUAAAUAGUAAACCUGUUUUGAACUUUUUCAAUUUAUUGAAUCAUGUGAUACAAUGGGAAUUUUAUGCACUUUCCUACCAAAGCUGUUAUUGGUAAACUAUGCAAAUUCAUAGAUUGUUUUAAGAUUGUUUUGUUAAAGUGGUUUGCGGUAGUUUUUCUUUGAAAAUAAAUUAAAUAUUAUUAUUAUUAUUUAGAAUUUAUUUUACAUAGUAAAUCUUAAUAAAAGUAUGAAUGCUUCCUAAAGCAUUUUCACUAUUUAUUACAUAACAUGUGCUGAAGCUGUUAUUCCAAUAAAAAUAUUUCAAGUUAA
This is a messenger RNA of Parasteatoda tepidariorum (common house spider), 2200 nucleotides long. RefSeq names its product phosphatidylinositol 4-kinase II alpha (gene Pi4KIIalpha). Gene Ontology annotation, biological process: endosome organization; phosphatidylinositol phosphate biosynthetic process; Golgi organization. Gene Ontology annotation, cellular component: lysosomal membrane; endosome; trans-Golgi network. Gene Ontology annotation, molecular function: 1-phosphatidylinositol 4-kinase activity. NCBI's taxonomy places the organism in Eukaryota, Metazoa, Arthropoda, Arachnida, Araneae, Theridiidae. The record is from RefSeq and is a predicted model, not a curated record.